UCCGUGGUACUAGUACUAUGUGGCCUGACAACAUUUGGUUACGGGAUGGAUUCAGCAUAGCGUUACCGAGUAUCUAGAAUAUUCUUCCGAUAAUACCAAAAUAAAAUGGGAGGAAAAAGUCCCUGGCAGAUGGUAAGACAAAAUACAACGAAAAAGGCUCCUGGACUUCCUUAUUUGAUCAGCAACCUGUGACCUACAUCCUGAGUAUAUGAGGAAGUGCCAUCGAGCCAUGUUUCAAAAGUAACCAUGUUCGUCCUCGCUGCGUGGUUAAUCCUGGCAACAGUUUCCAUACCUGUCCACUCCCUGGAUCCCAAAGUCCUACGGGAAAUCAUUCUCAACUUCGACCCUAAGUCCCUGACAGCGUCUUGCAGAAAAGUAUUUCACAAAUGCAAGACCAAGGUUAUUCCUAUGCUGAUGUACGCCGACGAAUUAUUGAAGAACAUGGAUAAGUUUCUGGCUGUUGAAUGUGUUGGCAAAGAACUCGCAAAAGGGUUUCCUCGAUUCGAUAUUGAAUGCAAGAUGGAAGGAGACUUCGCCGAGGGAAUUGCCUGCAUCAGGGACCCAAAAAUACUGGAGAUUGUGGGACCGGAAAUUAUCAAGGCCGGUGACCCAGCAAUGCGCUGUGCUAUCGAAGCAGCAUCUUAACUAUGCUCGGUAGAACCAUGGAGGAAUUACAGCGGGAUUCUAUGCACAAGAACAAGGUCCUUGCUCGACAAUAAAAUAAAUAUCUAAACUUGA
Molecule: messenger RNA, 738 nt
Organism: Ornithodoros turicata
Lineage: Eukaryota; Metazoa; Arthropoda; Arachnida; Ixodida; Argasidae
Exons: 6
Coding region: 247-645 (132 amino acids)
Source: RefSeq, a predicted model, not a curated record